Amphibalanus amphitrite is the source of this 1896-nucleotide messenger RNA. It is a transcript of the gene Dph1, whose product is annotated as 2-(3-amino-3-carboxypropyl)histidine synthase subunit 1-like. NCBI's taxonomy places the organism in Eukaryota, Metazoa, Arthropoda, Thecostraca, Balanomorpha, Balanidae. Gene Ontology annotation, molecular function: 2-(3-amino-3-carboxypropyl)histidine synthase activity. The record is from RefSeq and is a predicted model, not a curated record. Bases 469 to 1767 code for a protein of 432 amino acids. Gene Ontology annotation, biological process: protein histidyl modification to diphthamide. The transcript is spliced from 10 exons.
GCAGUUACGGGAGCGGAAGGACGUGUGAUCGGAAAGCUCUUGAUUGUGAUCGGCGAGGCCGGGAAGAAGGAAGAGGACUUUUUAAGUCCAAUUUGUUUUUGUUUAUUCAAUUCUUUUGGAGAAGCAUCCAUUUUUCUUUUUCUUCCAUUUCGUUUUGAUUAAUUGUCGGGUGGAAGCUCGGCCACGUGAGACCUUCAUGUCUACAUCCUCCCAAAGCAAGUCCACACCACGGCUAUACCUAUCCUAAAUCCGUAACCCUGCUUAGUCACCCUGCUUAGUUCCCUUUACUCAUUAAGAAGAAAAGAAGAAGAAAGACUGCCAUCAAAAGAAGUUGGACGCAAGAGCCAAGCUGCUACGCGCCCUAACCCACAACAACAACAACAACAACAACUUGUUGGAUAAAUCGCAGGCUUUUAUAGAUACAUUUUAUAUGAAUACUUGCAUGUUUGGCUGAAGCUGUCCUCAGAAAUGGCAGAAGGUGCUGUGGUGGUGAGUGCUCAGAAGAACAGGAAGGUCAUUACUGGAGGCAUCCGAACAGCCAAUAAAAUACCAGAGAGCAUUCUGAAUGAUGCAGAGCUGAAUGAUGCAAUCAAAGUCCUGCCUCAAAACUAUAAUUUUGAAAUCCAUAAAACAGUAUGGAAGAUCAAGCAGCUGGAUGCGAAAUGUGUGGCUCUGCAAUUUCCAGAGGGCCUGCUGGUGUUCUCUCUGACGAUCGCCGACAUUCUGGAGCGGUUCACUGGCGCCGAGACGCUGGUCAUGGGUGACGUCACGUACGGGGCGUGCUGCGUGGACGACUUCAGCGCCCGGGCGCUGGGAGCCGACCUGAUGGUCCACUACGGACAUAGCUGUUUGAUUCCGGUCGACCAAACAUCAAUCAAGAUGUUGUACGUUUUCGUCGACAUCAAGAUCGAUGCCGUUCAUUUCAUUGAGACGCUGAAAUACAAUUUCAAGGCCGACCGCCGUCUGGCUCUGGUCAGCACCGUUCAGUUUGUGGCCACCCUGCAGUCGGUGGCUGCCGAGCUGCGGACGGACGGCUACCAGGUCACCGUGCCGCAGAUCCGCCCACUCUCGCCCGGAGAGAUCCUGGGCUGCACUUCUCCGCGGCUGCAGGAGAUCGACGACCUCGUCUACCUCGGUGACGGCAGGUUCCACCUGGAGAGCGCCAUGAUCGCCAACCCCAGCGUCACAUUCUACAGGUACGACCCGUACAGCAAGGUGUUCAGCCAAGAGUACUACGACCAGCCGCGCAUGGUGGCGGCCAGGGAGGCGGCGGUGACACGCGCCGGCUCGGCGGCCACCUUUGGCGUCAUUCUGGGCACGCUGGGCCGACAGGGCAGUCCGCGCGUGAUGCAGCACCUGCAGGACCGUCUGAAGGAGCGCGGCGCCCGCCAGGUGACCGUUCUCCUCUCGGAGGUGUUUCCCGACAAGCUGCGACUGAUGCCGCAGGUGGACGCCUGGAUGCAGACGUCCUGUCCGCGCCUCUCCAUAGACUGGGGCACGGCGUUCGACCGGCCGCUGCUGACUCCCUACGAGGCUAGCGUGGUCCUAAACCAGGUGGCCUGGCGCGGCCUGCAGUACCCCAUGGACUUUUACGCGGCCGACAGCCUGGGCCCGUGGACGCCCAACCACCGUCCGCCGCGGCCGGGCGGGACGGCAGAGAGACGGGCCCGGCACCGGCCGGCGGCCCCGGCUGUCACCGACACCGCCCCCGCGCCGGCCGGCUGCACCAACUGCGGCUCGUGUGAGUGUAAAAAGGACGGCCGGUGAGCGCGGAGAAACGGAAUGGUGAUAGGUGAUCAGCUCAGCGGGUAUAUUGUUGCUGAAAAGGAGCGCUGAAAGUAUUUAUAUUUGUAUUUUUGCAGUGCUUUAUACUGAAAUACAAGACAAUAGACUUUA